Molecule: messenger RNA, 5561 nt
Organism: Pundamilia nyererei
Lineage: Eukaryota; Metazoa; Chordata; Actinopteri; Cichliformes; Cichlidae
Gene: vps8
Product: VPS8 subunit of CORVET complex
Exons: 46
Coding region: 75-4463 (1462 amino acids)
Biological process (GO): endosomal vesicle fusion; protein targeting to vacuole
Cellular component (GO): CORVET complex; late endosome; HOPS complex
Molecular function (GO): protein binding
Source: RefSeq, a predicted model, not a curated record
CAUGCGUAGAUCAAUAUACGGAAAGCGCCUCUGUUUUCUGCAGCGGUCCGAGUUUUGUCCGUGUAAGCAGAGACAUGUCGCAUUCCCCGGACUCCCACAGCCUACUGUCUGCCUCUUCCCAGCUGAACCUGAUGGAAGUGGACUCGAUUGAUGAUAAGGAGUUUGACAUUCCACAAGUGGACACACCUCCCACACUGGAAAGCAUUCUCAAUGAGCUGGAGGAUGAGGAGGAACCGUUUGUACUGGAGGACACCUGCAUCCUAAACACAGACAACAUGGAUGCUCACUCCUGCGAGACCUCCUCUCUGGCCAGCUCUGACAGCGGAGACCCAUCACACCUUAAACGAAGGAAGAGGACCGUGGACAUGAGUUCAACAGUUCAUGGAUGUGUCCUUCGACACAGCCUGCUGAAGGGCAUCUCUGCACAGAUCGUGUCUGCUGCUGACAAAGUGGACGCUGGACUUCCAACAGCUAUAACAGUGUCGGGUGUCAUUGCUGUGGGAACGUCUCAUGGUCUGGCUUUGGUCUUUGAUACCAACCAGGCCUUGCGGCUCUGUCUGGGUACCAAGACGACUGGAGCAGAGUUUGGCGCCGUCUCUGCCCUGAGCAUCAACCAUGACUGCUCACGACUUCUCUGCGGGUUUGCCAAAGGACAGAUUACAAUGUGGGAUCUAGCCAAUGGGAAGCUUCUGAGGACCAUCACUGAUGCCCACCCUCCUGGGACAGCCAUUCUGCAUGUGAAGUUCACAGAUGACCCAACUAUUGCCGUGUGCAAUGACAGUGGAGGAUCUGUUUUUGAGCUGGCUUUCAGGAGGGUGAUGGGGAUGCGGUCAUGUGACUCUCGAUGUCUCUUCAGUGGUUCUAAAGGGGAGGUGUGCUGUAUCGAACCUUUGCGUUCUCCUCCGGACUUCAGAGACCAUCCCAUCACGCACUACUCUCUGCUCGCUAUGGCAUCUCUCACUAAGAUUCUAGUCAUUGGAUUAAAGCCCUCCCUGAAAGUCUGGAUGACAUUUCCUUACAAUAAGUCGGAUCCAUCCAGCGUUCCUCAGCUGGCCUGGCAGUUUGUUGCUGUCCAGAAGAUGGUCAAUCCAGUCCUGGCUUUUUGCAAAGGAGAUACCGUCCACUUCCUCUUGGUAAAGAAAGAGGACUCGGGGACGAUCCACGUCAUCAAACAGAGACAAUUCCAGCUCAGCUGUGACAUCAUCAGCCUAAGUUGGAUUAACAGCCGUACGCUGGUCCUGGUGGACAGCCACGAAAAGCUGCACGUGGUGGACCGGCCUAGCCAAGAGGUUUUGGAGACUCUGGACUUGGAGCAGGUGCAGCUGGUCUAUAACAGCCGACAUUUCAAAUCAUUGGCAACUGGAGGAAACGUCUCCCAGGCUCUGGCUUUAGUUGGAGAAAAGGCUUGUUACCAAUCAGUCUCCAGCUACGCAGGACAGAUUGUGUAUUUGGGCACCAAGUCAGCUCACAUUAUGACUCUACGGAACUGGAGAGAGCGCAUUGACUGCUUGAUGAAGCAGGAACAUUUUGUUGAAGCCCUCUCUUUGGCCUGGUCCUUUCACGAGGGAGCUGCUAAGGCUGUGGUUGGCCUGUAUGGAGAUUCUCUGAAGAGGAAGGCAGUGGUCAGUGACAAGAUGAUCGAGAUCCUUUUCCAGUUUGCUGAGCAUGCUUUGAAAAAGUGUCCAGAACAAGGCAAAAUCCAAGUGAUGGAGCAACAUUUCCAGGAUGUAGUUCCAGUCCUGGUGGAUUACUGCCUGCUGCUACAGAGGGCUGACCUCCUGUUUAACCAGCUGUAUUCGCGGCUGGUAGAGAAUAUGGUUGCUAAGGCUGUGUUCUUGGAGUCGCUGGAGUCGUACGUUGUCGCUGAUCGUGUUGGACACCUCACUGCAGCCAUUAUGAGGGACCUCCUUGACCACUACCAUAGUAAUGGUAUGAUGGACAGUCUGGAGAGAUGCAUCGUCCACCUAGAUGUUACCAGCUUGGACAUCCAGCAGGUGGUCCAAGUAUGUUGGGAGAACCAGCUCUAUGAUGCAAUGAUCUACGUUUUCAACAGUGGGAUGAAUGACUACAUCACUCCAAUGGAGAAACUCUUUGCAGUGAUUGGUCCAACACUUAAGGAGGGAAGGAGCCUAACAGAUGAGAACGUGGUAAUGGGAAACAAACUACUCGUGUACAUAAGCUGUUGUCUUGCAGGGAGGGCGUAUCCACUUGGAGAUAUCCCAGAAGACCUUGUGGUUCAAGUCAAGAACCAGGUUUUCGACUUCCUAAUCCGUCUCCACUCAGCCGACUCGUCCGAGGAAGAGGACGUUUUCCCAUUUAUUCGUACACUCCUCCACUUUGACACCAGGGAAUUUCUCAAUGUUCUCGCCAUGACAUUUGAGGACUUUAAAAAUGACAAGCAGGCCCUUGAGUACCAGCAGAGGAUAGUGGACAUCUUACUUCAGGUAAUGGUGGACAACGCAGACUUCACUCCCUCCCAAGUGGGCGGGCUCUUCACCUUUUUAGCUCGUCAGUUGGCCAAACCAGACAACACCCUGUUUGUGAACAGGAAGCUCUUUGAUCAGGUGCUGGAGUUCCUUUGUUGUCCGGACGAUGAUUCCCGACACACUGAAAGGCAGCAGGUUCUGCUGGAGCUCCUGCAGGUCGGGGGCGUGGUCCAGUUUAAUGAAGAAAGACUCCUGAUGCUGGCAGAGAAAGCCAAGUUCUACCAAAUCUGUGAAUUUCUUUAUGAGAAGAAUCAUCAGUAUGACAUGAUCAUUGACUGCUACCUGAAAGACCCCCUCAGAAAGUGGGAAAUCUUUAACUACAUCCACAACCUGCUGUCCAUGCCUGGAUACAGCCACGAGGAAAAACAACGAGUCAAGAGCAAAGUGCUGAAGCACAUAAGGGACGUGGUGACCCUUGACCCCAGCAAAUCAGCUGACUUAGUGCUGUUUCAUUUCACCUCCGAGGUGCAGCACAUCGUCUCUGAGCUUCAGGAUGAUCAGCUGCUUUUCAAUUUCCUCAACUGCCUCUUGGAGCCACGGGAAGGCCCUCAUUCAGGGUCCAUCUUACCUCAAGAAGGUGACUUCCAUGAGCUUCUGCUGGAUUUAAUGUGCCGCUUUGCCCCAGACCAGCUUCUGAGCUUUCUCCACACCUCCCAGCACUACAGACUAGAAGAUGCAAUACAAAUAACUCAGAAGCACCACUGCCACGAAGCUACAGCCUACCUGCUGGAGAUGAAAGGAGAUGUUCACGGAGCAUUUGCUGUCUCAUUAGAGACCCUGAAGGAAACACUGUGUGCUCUGACUGCUGAGAGUGACAGUGGAGCGAAGGAUGGGAGAUGGGACGAGGCUGUAAGAACUGAAUCGGUGCUGAUGAAAUUAAAGGAGUCUGUGAAUGACAUCAUUGUCUUCUGUCAUCGAAGUUGUCAGGGCCUGGACCAGAAACAGAGAGAGGUUCUCUGGUUUCCACUGUUGGACACAAUGAUGGCGUCUCAGAAACAAGUAAAGGGGCUCAAUGCUAAACACACCUCUGAUGUGCUGAAGGAGCUCACGAUGAAGGUUCUCAACGCUAUGAGCAGCUUCAUUUCUUUACCUGCCAUCAUUCAACAGAUCCUGCAGGAUCCAGUGUAUGGCAAAGGCAAGCUGGCGGAGAUUCAAGGCCUCAUUCUGGGUAUGCUGGACACGUUUACCUAUGAACAGACUUUACUUGAAACAACCACCAAUCUGUUGAACUACGACCUCCACUGGUCCCUGGCUCACCUGCGUGCUGCUGUCACAAGAGGACUCCACCCACGACAAGACUGCUGUAACAUCUGCCUCCAGCAGUACAAGAGGAGGCAGGACGCGUCUGAGGAGAUCAUUGUUUUCAGCUGUGGUCACCUGUACCACCUGCAGUGCCUGCAGCAAAAGGAUUGUGUGUGGGGCUGUGCUUCAGAGCUGCAGCGGCAGUGGAGGUGCUACAAGUGUUCGGCCAUCCACGGAGGAAGAGUCGGGCCUUCCACUGAACCAAAGAGAGUUUUCGAGUCCGUGCGAUGUGGUAACACGUGUGUGCGUGCUGCCGGGGGGUCCGUGUUGACAUGCUCUGAUGUUGCGUUUCAUGACAUGGGCGGAGCUGGGCGGCCUUCCAAACAUUGCUGUUUUGAUUUCAUUGUUGAGUCCAAGGAUGAGGAACGUUGUACUGAAACUAACAUGGCUGAAACAACACUGUCCCUCUCUGUGCCACAGACACAUGUGACAUCAGCACGCCAAGACACAGGGGCGUCGGCUCUCAGGAAGAAGGUGUUCGCUGAGGCAACACUGGACCUUCAGCAGGAGCAGUCCUGGGAUGAAAUCCGCUGCUUAUACCGAGGACCAUCCAGGUUGUCCAUGCUUUCAGAAGUCUCCCACUGCCACGAGAAAACAGGAUCUCUGUUCUCCGUCCAGCUGGGAACAGAAAGUUUCCAACUGAAACUCUCUCCUCCGCCUCUCUUCGAAGAAUAACAUCAUGACUGCUUGAGGACAACAUUUUCCUUUUGCUCUUUUCAACACCAAAGUCCUUUGGCAGUAGCUGACGUCAGAUCUCGCUUUAGUCCCAGUUAUUCCAUCUUUCUUUGUUUUUUACUGUGUACAACUUUACCCAAAAUGUUGGUUGAAGCAAUGCUGCAGAAGUCUUCAGCUGGAUAAGCUCUGCGCCUCAUCUGGCUCAUUUUGAAAUAGAAGUUGAUGUUUGGUGUGAGUUAAAGUUCGAUGCAGCAGUUCAACUCUGAGGUGGGACUUCCAGGGAGUGAUCUUUAAAAAACAUGAAAACAUUGGAUCGCAUCUUGUAAAUCAUUGUGAUAAUUCUCAGUGUAGCUUUGCUGAACACCUCAAAACUGUUCAUAUUUACACUAAUAUAUUAUUAAUGACCUGUGAAGAUUUUCAACAUUUUCCAGAAAUAUUAGAAAAAACGAUGUGCUGUGUAAAUUAAAUGAAGCACUGGUGUCUUUAGCAUAAAAAUGAGUGUCCCUGUGUGUAGCCUGAGCUUUUCUGUGUAGAGGCAGCGUGUGAUUGUCAGUCAAACAGGAAACCUUGGCCUUCUCUGUUUAAAUGAUAAAGAGACUAGAGGGAAAACAAGGAGUGAAAUUAAAGCUCAAAUAUGACUAAAAACCACUUCAAAUGUUGUUUCUGUUGGAGUUAUCCUCCUGCUCCACAUGCUCGGUUUACAGCACAUUAUGGCUUCAUUAAUAAAUUGACCAGAGCAACAAAGGCCCGAAUGAUUCCCAGCAAAUGAUGGUUUUCUGUCUCCUCUGCCACAUAUGUGUACAUAUUCAAAUCAUUUGGCUUUCUGUUGCACAUUAUGUGGUGACUGUAAUGAUUGAGGCUGGAUGUUGUGAUGUGUUACUUGUAACAGACGAAGCAGAGGGAGGUUCGGCCCACGCAGUGCUGUUCUGGGUUAUUCAUCUUUACAUUUAAAAAGCUCCCAUCUGAAAACAUCGAAUCAAAUUUGUCAUCAGUGACAUCACUGAUACUAAAUCCUUCUUGAGUGUUUCUCCUGCCUGAGAGCUGUAAGAACGGGGACUUAAACUCUGCUUAAUAAACCAGCACGUACUGUAUAUUGUC